AUGAAUCCCCGCCAUCGCCCUAAGCUGAGACCACUCGGCCUGUCCGCAUUGCUACUGCUCCUUCAGCCCACCACUGCUAUUCCAUACACGCCUUCAUCCCUCUUCAUCGCGCCUCAAUACAAUGACACACUUGCGUACCUUCUCCAGCCCAGCUCGACGGGCAAGACCGAAUUCCUGUCGCUGAACAUAUCCACCAGUGUCGACACCAGCAACCCCUCAUUUCAUACCUUGCUACCGGAAACACCGUUCCAAAGCUCCGAUCAGACCUCCGCCUUCAUCCCCGUCAUUGAUGAUCGCGGCGCGAUCUCUGUUUACACCGGCGAUUGUCACAAUACAUCCGACCAGCAUACACUAUGGCGCUUUCAGUCCGACAACACCAGCUCAACGGGCAAUGGGUCAUGGUCCCAGCUCUCGGUGAGCCUAGAAGAGGAGAAGACAAGGCCGUACCACCUGUCUGCCGGGUUUGCAUUUGCAUCAAGCAACACGACUGAAAGCUCGGUGUAUACCUUCGGAGGAAUGUGUCCAUUCGCGAACGCGACGGAUCAAACAUGGGUCUCUGCUGCGAACUAUUCCCAAUCGAUGGUUCAACUAGAUCCUUCCGCCAAGGACACCUCCAAAUACCUUGCCACUACGACUGGGCACCGCGCACCUCCUGUUCCCGAGGCCGGGAUGGUCAUUGUUCCCUUCCCGGCUACUUCGUCACUAGCCUCGACAGAAAAGCAGCAAGACUUCUUGUUUAUCGGCGGGCAUACUCGACAAGCCUUCCUUAACAUGUCGCAACUUGCGAUCUUCUCCGUACCACAGGAAAGCUGGAGUUUCGUGAAUGUUAACUCUCAAGCGAGAUCCAAGACGGAGCUAGCUCGAAGUCAGACCACUGUAGAGCCACGAUCGGGUCAUACUGCUGUGCUCUCUGACGACGGAAAGAAAAUCUAUGUGAUCGGAGGCUGGGUCGGUGAUACGUCCACCCCUGCUAGCCCCCAAUUUGCCGUCCUAGAGGUCGGAGAAGAAUAUGGUGGUGCGGGCGACUGGCGGUGGUCCAUCCCGUCAUCAUCCUCCGAAGCUGGAAUUACUGAGGGGACGGGACUCUAUGGUCACUCAGCAGCCAUGCUCUCCGGGGAUGUGUUGAUAAUUGCUGGCGGAUACACCAUUCCAAAGCAAUCCUCGAAGAGGUCUACUAUCUCUUCCCUGCGCAACUCCCAGGUCUACCUUUACAACACGACAUCGAGUAACUGGGUGAAAUCAUACACCAACCCCUUGGCUUCAUCCAGCGCCAACACACCGUCCAAGUCUCACAGCGGUGGACUUACUUCGGGCCAGAAAGCCGGGCUGGGAGUCGGCUUGGGUCUUGGUCUACCUGUCCUUAUCGCCAUUGUGAUAUAUGCUUGGAGGCGCCAUCAAAAGCGCCGGGUCAAAGGUCAGCGGGACUCGCAGCUCCGAGAAUUGGCUCUGGGUGCCGAGCGAGCUCACUUCUGGGGCCGUGAUGAUCCUUUCCAAGCAAGCAGCAUUCGCAGCUCACAGAUGAGUGAAAAGCAACCUUUGGAUCCCGCCUAUCCGUGGACCGAAAACCACAGUGUCACUACACGGAGUUCCUGGAACGAACAGGGUGAGGGCACCGCCGAGAGGACCGGAUUGCUUGGGGAUACGAGUCCGACCAAGAACAGUCGACCGUUUACUCCGCAACGGCCUUACAGACAUUCUGGAUACACAGAAUUCCGUCGCAGUGACACUACGAGUGAUAUCCAUCCUAUCGAUGAGCGUGAGGAGGAUGAGGCAGUUUUCCGGGAACGCCUUAUGGCGACUAUCCCUCCUGGAGGAAAGGCUGAAGUCGAAGCUGAAGACCCAUUCGCAGACCCGGAGACUCCAUUUGCUACUCCCCGGAGUACAAUCUUUGGCGUUGGCCUAGGCCCAUUCUACAGUCGUCGGAAAGACAUUGGAGAUCCAGGGCGAGUCUCUCCAACAAAGAGUGAUGACCGAACAUCCAGCAAUUUGUCAGAUGCUUCGUCCUUUUCAUUCGCAUCCAGCAGCAAGCCCAUUAGCCAGGUAUCAAAAGCGCGAGGAAUUCUCAUCGACCGACCGUUGAGCUGGGCCAGCAGUGGUGGUCAAUCUUUCGACCAACUAGACCCAACUCAUAGUCGUGAGACAACGCAAAGCGACAUCGACGGCGUGGCCGCACCGUCCGAGCAGUCCUUUUCGACAGACUCCUACUCAACUGCUCACACCACCUUCUCUCAACAUCGCGCAGAGAACGAGUCUCUCCUCUACGACGCAGACGCCAUGACCCACAUCGAAUCCUCAUCACCCUCAAAACUCCCACCCUCCUCAAAACCCAGACCUUCAGAAAGCAUCUUCUCAAGCGUCCGUCGUGCCCUUACCAUGUCCCGCCGCCCCACAAGCAGCGAAGCCGGAUUUGAGGCCGCCCCUCUAGCCUCGGGCAUCGACCGCCGCAGCACCGUCAUGAUACCAGGUGCCUUCCCUGGAGCCAGUGGCGCCAGCACACCCCGACGAGCCGUCAGCGCCUCCGCCGAACUCUCCCGACGUAAACAAGGCGCAAAGGACUGGAUCGCCAAGAAAAGAAUGUCAGACGGAGUCUUCCAAACACCCCGAUCCACCCGCGAUGACAUCUUCCUCAAUGCCCCGGGCUGGCUCGGCGACGAUGACACAUGCGAUGAAACCUGGGACGAAGACCACCGCGUGCAAACAACCUACGCCGCGCCUCGGGAGCGCCUCCGAGUCGUCAACGCCACAGACUUGGAUAACGUCUCCGAACGCAGUCUCAGUCGCUCGCUCAGCAAUGCCCCUAGUACUCGUCGCGUGAGUAACUAG
Molecule: messenger RNA, 2823 nt
Organism: Penicillium atrosanguineum
Lineage: Eukaryota; Fungi; Ascomycota; Eurotiomycetes; Eurotiales; Aspergillaceae
Exons: 1
Coding region: 1-2823 (940 amino acids)
Molecular function (GO): protein binding
Source: RefSeq, a predicted model, not a curated record